Schistosoma intercalatum is the source of this 2786-nucleotide messenger RNA. Lineage: Eukaryota; Metazoa; Platyhelminthes; Trematoda; Strigeidida; Schistosomatidae. The record is from the annotation of a GenBank genome assembly.
UAUUAUUAUUAUUAUUAUUAUUAUUAUUAUUAUUAUUAUUGGGACAAAUAUCAGUACAAAGGGGCACCGAAUACAUAUGCGCCACACAAGUCACUUGAUUUGUGUGUGGGCUGUGAUACUGCUCGGGUGCCCAAACCGAAACAGGAUGAUUACAUCUAGAUAAUACAUUAGUCAUUCGCAUGUCUGAUACUCUAGUUUAUUGGGAUUUAAUAAUCAGCAGUCAAGACAGUCUUUUGUUUGUAUUCUGUCAUGUAAUCAAAUUUUCCAACCUGAGUUUUACAGAAUUAUUACAGAAAUUCGCUUUAAAGGAGGGAAUAUUCUCAACGUUUGAAAUUAGUAUAAAGAAUCAAUGACUCCUACAUCCAUUUUUUGCCUUAGUCCUACCUGGUAUCAUCGAUUUCUAAAUAUUUGUGUACAGUGUAGUCUAGUCUGGUUUUAUUGUACUGUAACUAAAUGCCCAACUGUUUAGAGAACGCCGAAGUUUUAGGACAGUAAAUUGGACACUAUUAACAACUAACAGGGUUUUUUAUGAUUCUGAGUACGGGUGUGUGUCUUUAUUUUUUUCUAAGUUAGUUGUAUUUCUGGUGAAAUAUUUCUGUCGGAAGUUGUUGUUUGUAGCGCCAUGAUCAAUUGUCAUCAACAACCGGUUCAACGUUGGUAAAAUGCUUGAGAUAGUGUAUCUAAUUCUUAACAACGUAGUUUGUAAACAACUUAUUCUUCAUCCGGUUUAUACAGAUUUGUUUCAUUUCCCUCGCUGGAUAUAUGCAAUCUGAACGUAUUGGGUGCACGAGUGAUAUUCCUUUUUUUCCAACUAAUCUUGUACCUAUAACUGCUCCCUUCUGUUUAGUCCAAUUUAUUUUGUGUAAUCAAUACGUUGUUGGUGGGGGUCCGCGUAACUAUUGUAACCAUUGAUUGAAGUCUGUGGGUGAGAUAACUCAAAAUAUAUCACAAUGGCGUCGGUGUAUAUACUCUUGCUUUUCCUUUAAACCAUGAAGUUAAAAUUGUUUUAUAUCUUUUUUUGGAGAACUGUUUUUUUCCUGUACUAUAUCCUUAUGCACAAUUUUUCUUUUAAAUAUUGCUACAAUUGAAGUAACUACAAUGAUUUUGGUGUUCAUCUUGUUGUGCUAAUUAGGCAUGGCAACUUGGUCUGAUGCAUAUAUGUGCUUUCUACGUCAUAGGUGACUGACUGAUGUAUCGUUAUCUUUGUCGUCCAACUAUUAAUUACGUCAUUUAGAAGUAUAACGCUUUGCUACAAAAGCUGUUUAUCACUUUGAUUUCUUUCCAACUUUCCAGUGUAAACAAGUUCCAUUGUUCACAAUACUAAUCCCAAUCACUAAUAUAUUUAGCAUUCUAACAGUCGACGUUUAAUUUUGAUGUUGUAUGUAAGUUGUUGACUUUAUCUUGAUAUUUUGUCAGUGUGUCUCAAAAACAGAUCAAGUCCUUUUGGUUGAUUUUUUUAAUUUUCUCUAAAUAGAAUGUCGGAUGAUAUAUGGGAGGAGAGUGCUGUCAAAGGAUUUCAAUUUGAUUUAGAGGAAGCAGAUAAUACUUCAACGUACUCUCAUAUUCUCGGUGAUAGCUUUGGUGAAACAUUUAGUGAUGAAUCAAUAACAAUAGACUUUAACAAUCAAUUUUGUACAAUAUGCCAUAACUUAAUCGGUAAUGAGAUUUACUAUGAAAAAGAUGCUACGUUCUGUUCAGAGGCAUGCUGGUUGAAAGCAAUUACAAUAGCUCUUGAUGAUUUUGUUGUUGGGGGAAUGAGUACAUGGCCAUUGAGUACUUUUGUUUCACAAUCUUCUAAAUCAGUUAUUUUAAAUUUGACUACAAACACUUUUGAUGGAAAUUUAAUUACAAAGAUUGUUAAUGAACUUAGGAAUUCAUUAUCAGAAAGCACUUUUGAAAAUAUUUUGCUAAAAAACCCCGUAGCCGCGUUUCAUUUUCUUAACUUCCUUAGAAAUACUGGACAGUUAGUAGACUUAAAGAAAUAUAUGAAAAUACUAGGUUUUAUCAGAGAAAGUGAAAUUUCUAGCUAUAGUCAGUUGAUGCAAAAGUUGAUGAAUUUAUCGUCGGGUCAUGUAGACGAAGUUAAUAAACAUUUAAUGCAGAUUGCAGAAUCUGAAGUAGCCUCAAAUCUUGCUGUUAAAAAUAUUGUUGAAAUCUCUUCUGAAUUGGCUGUUAUCUUGGAUUAUCAGAACAGCUAUGAAAGAGAAUGGAGUUCAUAUUACAGUGAACUUAUACGUACAAACGCUCGGAAAAACGCUACUACACUUCCUGAGAGUUUGUUGAUGCAGCCAUUAUGCGAAACUCUUGGUGCAUUGGCGAGGAUGGAUCAAAGCAUUAAGACCAAUAGUCGGGCUGAAACUCUUGGGAAAAAGUUCAAAAUAUCGGAUGAACAGUUUAGAUGGUUGUUGAUAGAGCCCCUUGUUCAGUCACGAAACUGGGACGAUCUGGAAUUUAUCAUGUUAAAAAAGAAAUCUUUGUCGCGUCGUAUGGAGGUUACCAUCCCAACUGACCGUUUUAUCCUUCAUCUCAAUUCAUUAGGUGUCCCAAACAAUAUUAUUGAAAGUUACUUGAAAUAUCUAAAUGAUGAUGAAUUUAUACAGAUUGUUAUUCGGUUAAAUAUGGUCGAUGAAGCCGUUAAACUCUGCUUGGAAAAGCGAAAUAUCAACGCUUUGAAGGAACUCAUGUCUCAAAUACCUGGCAAUCAUCAAAAGAAGAAAGAAAUAUCUCACUAUCUAUCAGUUCCUGUUGCACAGUGGAAAGACUUUGUUUGUAGACAAGCGUUUUGA